This is a messenger RNA of Orycteropus afer afer, 4884 nucleotides long. Lineage: Eukaryota; Metazoa; Chordata; Mammalia; Tubulidentata; Orycteropodidae. The record is from RefSeq and is a predicted model, not a curated record.
AUGGCUGACCUCAGUCUUGCAGAUGCAUUAACGGAACCAUCUCCAGAAAUCGAGGAAGAGAUAAAGCGGGACUUUAUCGCCAGUUUGGAGGCAGAGGCCUUUGAUGAUGUUGUGGGAGAAACUGUUGGAAAAACAGACUAUAUUCCACUCCUAGAUGUUGAUGAAAAAACUGGGAACUCAGAGUCAAAUAAGAAACCAUGCUCAGAUACUAGCCAGGUUGAAGGUACUCCAUCUUCUAAACCCGCAGUGCUAGCCAAUGGUGAUCAUGAAAUAGAAAGGAAUGACACUACAGAGUCCCCAACUGAAUUCCUUGAAGAGAAAAUGGCCUACCAGGACUAUAUGAACAGUCAAAAUUGGCCGGAAGAUACAAACUUUUGUUACCAGCCAGAGCAGGUGGUGAAUCUUGUCCAGACUGAUUCCUUUAAGAUGCACCAAGAUGAUGGCCUGGCAGAUUUUCUCUUUCUUCCCAGUGGAACAAGCAGUGCUUCAACACUUACAGGGCAAAAUGAUCCUUUGAAAGACAUUUAUGGUAUGCCACGCUGUGACGCAUUUUCUUCAGCACCUAGUGAUGUACAUCAGGAGUGGCCAGUGGAAGCCCCAAACUCUCCACACUUGGCAUCUUUCAUUUCCCCAGAGUCUAUUAAGCAACCUCUGCAGCCCACAGAAGAGCCAACUAUGGAGGUAGAAAUGACCUCAGCAAAAGAGAGAGCACCCACAGAAGUAUUAGAAAUAAUGCCACCUAGAGAAACAGAGGUGACACUGGCCAAGGACUUGGAGCCAGCCACAGAAACAGAGAUGGCACUGGCCAAGGAUAUGGAACCAUUCACUGCAUCAGAUUCGGCUAUAGUCAAGGAUGUGGUACUACCCAAAGAAACAGAGGUCACAGCUAAGGAUAUUGUGUUGCCUACAAAAACAAAUGUAUCUUUGGACAAGGACAUGGUACUGUCCUCAGAAACAGAGGUAACCCUGGACAAGAAUAUGACACUGUUUAAAGAAACACAGGUGGCACCACCUAUUAAAAUGGAUUUGGCCUCAGCUGAGGGCAUGGUGUCACUCUCAGAAAUAGAGGUGGCACUGGCUAAAGACAAUGUAACAUUGACAGAAAUAACCCCAACCAAAGAGGUGUCCCUAUCCUCAGGAACAGAGGUAACUCUUCCCAGGGAUGUGGCUCUGUCCACAGAAAUAGAGGUGGCUCCAAUCAAGGGUGUGGCUCCAUCUCCAAAAGCAGAGGUGGCCCCAGUCAAGGAUGUGGCUCCAUCUCCAAAAGCAGAGGUGGCCCCAGUCAAGGAUUUGGCUCCAUCCCCUGAAACAGAUGUGGCCUCAGUCAAAGAUGUGGCUCCACCUUCAAAAGCAGAGGUGACCCCAGUCAAGCAUGUGGCUCCAUCCCCUGAAACAGAUGUGGCCUCAGUCAAAGAUAUGGCUUUACCUCCAAAAGCAGAGGUGACCCCAGUCAAGGAUAUGGCUCCAUUCCAAGGAGAGGUAGCCCUAAUAAAGGACAUGCCUCUGUUUCUAAAAGCAGAGGUGGCUCCUGCCAAGGAUGUGGCUCUGCCUCCAAAAGCAGAGGUGGCCCCAGUCAAGAAUGUGGCUCCACUCCCAGAAGAGGUAGCCUUGGUAAAGGACAUGCCUCUGCCUCCAAAAACAGAGGUGGUCCUGCCUAUGACUCUUCCCUCUGGAUCAGACGUGACCCAGGCCAAUGAUGUGACUCUAACCAAGGAUGUUACACCACCCUCCAAAGCAAAGGUGGCAUCAGCUCCAGUUCAGGGCAUGGAAAUUCCACGGACACAGGAAGGAAUAAGUCAGGAUUCUCAGUUAAAAUCUUUCCAGGAUAAGGGGCUGUCACCUGCACCUACUUCCAUGAUUUCACCAGAACCAGUCACAGCCGUGGGCCAGAAGUACAACUUGCCAACAGAUGAGGAUUCUGAGUUAGAGAAACUAGAGCAAAAGAAACAAUUCAGUAGUCAACUUAAUGAGCUUUCUUCAGAGACCUCAGGUGGUGUUAGAGCUCCAGGAGUGAGAGUGGGGAGAGCAGCGAAAGAGACGAUGUCGCUCUCAGACGAGCAGCCAGCCUCUCUCACUGUUGCCUACGGCCAGCUGUGUAAGGGCAAGCCUGCUGAGUGCCGAAUGGACUCCCCCAAAGAAUUCAGUCAAGCUGGAUUUGAGUGGCAGAGUACAGAAGGCAAACUGAAUGAGAUCGGGCUGAAUGUCAGCAUGGACAGGCAGCUGAAAGAUGGGCUUGUGAAAAAUGCCAGCUUCCUGGAGCAGAAUAAGCGGUGCUUCUUUGAGGGGGAGCUAGACAAAGAGCUCGGCAUUGAAGUGCGAGACAAGGAGUAUCAAACAACCUCGGGUCACCUUGAGAGCCGGUAUGUGAUUUCAGAUACCUGUCCUCCCUCCGAGGGGAAUUCACCACACCAGAAGACAGCUGAGUUCCAUCUGGGGCCCGUAGAAGGGUCAGACACAAAGAAAGCCACAGUUCAGGGGAACGUGGCAGGGAAGAAUGGGCUACAGACCAAGAGCCAGCCAGACCUGGAUUUCCCUGGGGCAACUAGCAUCCCCAUCCGGUAUGUUAAAGAGCAGGAAACUAGUGUUUGGAACCCUAACUUUAAUUCAGUGGUUCAAGGUCCUCAGGGGGAAGCAACUCUUGGAAAGAAGGAAGAGGGCAUUACCCUUGGCUGCCCGGUGCUUGGAGUCGUGAAUGAGAACUUUGGGCAGAUUGAACAGGAGUCCCCACUACCAGUGGCUGUAGUUCACACAGCCCCUGCUAUUGAGCAUUCACCCACUGCCCUUCCACCAAUCACUAUGGUGGAGUUUGCCCAGGAAUAUUUGAAUGCAAGCUCUCACAUCAGAGACCAUGAUGAGGAAUUGGAGAAAUUGCGUUCUCCUGAGGAGGGGGCUUUGCUUGACCAAGCCCCCCAGCAGAAAAAGGCAAUGCGCAGGACCCUGUCUGAAUGUUCUCACCUCUCAGUUCCCCUAGCUGUCAACCUUGCAGAUAAGUACCCUGAACUCCCUGCCAGAGAAGAGCUUUCUUCUGGCUUGCUUCCCCCGACCAGUAGCCCAAUACCUAAUCCUACACCCAGGAAACUGGGGGCUCCUGCCAUGAGGCGUUCCAUGACAGUGGCUGAGGAACAGACACCCAACCACAGAGUGGACCCUGAGGCACUGCCCAUUCUAUCUGUUAAGGAGAUACCUCCUUUCAUCUCUGAGGAACCAGUGACCAAGAAGAGAGAAGAAUUGACCCACUUCAGCAAUAGCAGUAGCUCUGGGAAGAAAGAACUGGGCACUGCUGGAUUUAAUCUCCACAGUAAGCUAGAACAGAUUCCUGAAGCAAGCAGCAAGGAAAAAGCACAAGAAGGUAUCAGUGCAACAAGAACUGAUUUGAGCUCUCAGGCCUCCCAGGGAGGUGAGAAACAGCCAGGACAAGCAGCUCUAGCAAGGAAGAAAGAAAUUGAGGUCAGUGCAAUCCAAAGCACUCCAUCAUUCCUGCGUGAAGAGGCCCCACGUGAUGGAAUAGCCAAGCCAGAAGAAGGACAGCCUACUGUGAGUGUGACCGGAAAUGACAUCACCACCCCUCCAAAUAAGGAGCUCCCACCAAGCCCAGAGAAGAAAACAAAGCCUUUGGCCACCACUCAACCUGCAAAGACUUCAACAUCGAAAGCCAAACCACAAUCCACUUCUAGCCCUAAACAGCCAGCUCCCACCACCCUUGGUGGGCUGAAUAAAAAACCCAUGAGCCUUGCUUCAGGCUCAGUACCUGCUGCCCCACCCAAACGCCCUGCUGCCACCACUACCCGGCCUUCCAUCUUACCUUCAAAAGACGGGAAGCCAAAGCCUGUUACAGAGGCAAAGAUUCCUGAGAAGCGAGCCUCACUGUCCAAGCCGGCCUCUGCCCCAGCUGCUAGACCUGGCUCCAGGAGCACCCAGACUGUUCUGAAAGCCCCAGCAGCUGGCACUCCACCUGCAGCUGUGUCAAGCAGUAGGAAUCCUCCUGUGCAUCUGCUUAAGAGGCCCACUGCCAUCAAGACUGAGGCAAAGCCUGCAGACGUCAAGAAGGUGACUACAAAGUCUGCACCAGCUGAUUUGAGUCGCUCAAAGAGCACCUCCACCACUUCUGUGAAGAAAAACACCACUUCUACUGGGGCAACACCCCCAGCAGCAGUGACUCUCAACCGAGUCAAGCCCACACCUACGCCUCCCCGACCCUCCGUGACACCUACCAAGGACAAGAAGCCCUUGCCAGCCAAGCCUAACUCCUCCACCCCCAAUCUGAACCGCCUGGGUACCAAUGCUUCUACCCCCGAUUUGAAGAAUGUCCGUUCAAAAGUUGGCUCCACGGAAAACAUCAAACAUCAGCCUGGAGGAGGCCGGGCCAAAGUAGAGAAAAAAACAGAGACAGCUGCUACAGCUCGAAAGCCUGAACCUCAUGCAGUCACUAAAACAGCCGGCCCUAUUGCGAGUGCACAGAAACUGCCUGCUGGGAAAGUUCAGAUUCAGAACAAGAAAGUAGACAUCUCUAAAGUCUCCUCCAAGUGUGGCUCCAAGGCUAACAUCAAGCACAAGCCUGGUGGAGGAGAUGUCAAGAUUGAAAGUCAGAAGUUGAACUUCAAGGAGAAGGCCCAGGCGAAGGUGGGAUCCCUCGAUAAUGUGGGUCAUCUGCCUGCGGGAGGUGCUGUGAAGACUGAGGGCGGUAGCAGCGAGGCCCUUCCGAGUCCAGGCCCCCCUGCUGGGGAGGAGCCAGCCAUCCCUGAGGCAGUGCCUGAAGCUGCCACCCCCACUUUGGCCAGUGGCCUCAGUGGCCACACCACCCUGUCGGGGGGUGGUGACCAAAGGGAGGCCCAGACCUUGGACAGCCAGAUCCAGGAGACAAGUAAGUGGCUGGGCUUGGCCUAA